Molecule: messenger RNA, 1954 nt
Organism: Somion occarium
Lineage: Eukaryota; Fungi; Basidiomycota; Agaricomycetes; Polyporales; Cerrenaceae
Source: the annotation of a GenBank genome assembly
GCGAUAUGGAUUCUGAGCCGUAUGACCAUACCUCAGAUGACUGCACGCCAUCAGAAGUCGAAGUUAGUUCAACGUGGUGAGUUCCGCGUUCGUUGAAGUUUUGAAUCCGUCACUCGGUAAUCAGGACCUUUCAUCACUAACGUUCAUCUCGCGCUGUACAAACACGCUUGAGAGCCUGAUGCAUUCAAUUAUUUUCUUGUAUGUCUUGGUCCUAGUUCCAUUCACAGUGUCAAUCUGGCCGAUUCCACGUCAAUUGAGCACUGGCUCUACACCGCUAAAGCUCUCAAAAUCCUUCAAUGUUGUGGUAAAUAUGCAUUCCACUCCACAAGAUCUCUUAGACGCAGUGGCUCGUAGCGAAAGCGGCCUCAAGUCCGACAGCUUCGAGCGACUAGUCGUAGGACGUGGAUCCGCGGAUUCCACCGCUGUUCAUCGAGCGUUAUCACUGGAUGCUCUAGUGCUUUCUCUCGACUCUGGACGACUGAUCCGUUCAGUUGCUGAUGAAGCUACGGUGUCAAUUGCUUCGAGAAGCGAAUCUUACACUUUAUCUAUACCUGCACGCGGACAAGCUCGUUUAGUGGCAAACUCCACCCUUGGUUUGUUCCGAGGAUUAGCGACUUUUGAGCAACUCUGGUAUACACUUGAUGGGGACAAGUACCUCCUCAAUGCGCCCAUAGAGAUUGCAGAUGAACCUGCGUUUCCUUAUAGAUCUUUCUCGUUGGAUACGGCUCGAAAUUUCUAUCCUGUUGAUGAUAUCUUGCGCACUCUGGAUGCAAUGUCUUGGGUCAAGAUGAGCGUACUAUAUUGGCAUGUUGCAGAUAGCCAAAGCUUCCCACUUGAAGUUCCAGGUUUUCCUGAGCUCGCCGCCAAAGGUGCAUACUCGAAGGAAGAGAUGUAUUCAGUGAAUGACGUAGAGCUCAUUAUCCAAUAUGCCAAUACUCGGGGUAUCGAUGUUGUGAUGGAACUUGACACUCCAGGGCAUACCACUGCUGUUGGUUUUGCGCAUCCUGAACAUGUCGCAUGCGCUGGUAAGUCGCCUUGGGCAAAGUAUGCGAAUGAGCCACCUGCAGGCCAGCUUCGCAUCGCUUCCAAUGCAACAGUCGAAUUCGUGAAGCGGGUUUUCCAGUCUGUUCUUACAAUGAUGACGUCCACAAUGAUGAGUACGGGCGGCGAUGAAGUGAACUUGCCUUGUUGGGAGGAAGACGAAGAGACAAUCGAUGUACUGAACAAGAGAAACAUCGCUAUCGGCGAAGCUCUCAAUGAAUUUGUGGUUGCCAUCCAAGGAGUAUUGAAGGCCAACAAAAUAACUCCAUUCAUCAAGGGCGACAUGAUUCUUACUCAUAAUGUACCAGUCACAAACGACACGGUUGCUGUCGUUUGGCAAUCAUCAGCCGAUGCGGCUGGUAUUGCGGAAAGAGGCUUGAGAUUCAUCCAUCAACCUUCCAAUUAUUUCUACCUGGACUGUGGAGCAGGUGAUUGGGUAGGCAACAACAUCCUUGGGAACAGCUGGUGUGAUCCUUUCAAAACAUGGCAAAGGGCCUAUUCGUUUGAUCCAUAUGCGAAUUUGACGGAAGCCCAAUUUCCGUUAGUACUUGGAGGACAAAUGCCUUUAUGGAGUGAACAAUCAUCGUCGGAAAACUUGGAUUCAAUAGUCUGGCCUCGACUGGCGGUGGCUGCAGAGGUCUUUUGGACUGGAGGAACAUUACCUGACGGCACCUCAAGACUCGCGAAUAACGUUACGGGUGGAAGGGCUGCUUUUAGUAGGUUGAAUGAGCUGCGAUACAGGCUUGUUGACAGAGGAGUGAAGGCGAUUGCCUUGCAGCCAAAAUGGUGCGUUUUACGGCCUGGGGAGUGUGAUGUGGAUGCGUAGACAGCGUGUAAUAAAUAACUGAAUGGUACUGAAUAGUAGCGUUGACUGACGUUGAAUAGUAUCGACGACUGUAUCGUUGAAUAGUAU